GCAGCUCUUACCCCUGGUUCCCCCCGUCCUGUGAUCAGUAGAGCCGCUCUGUCUGACCCGAUAUCCUCCUCAGGUUACCGACUCGGUCCUCGAACUGGUACCUGGAGCCGGUACCUGGCGCCGACCCUGCCUGGAGACCCAGAGAGGUCCAAUAUGUCUGAACUUUUCAUGGAGUGUGUGGAGGAGGAGCUGGAGCCGUGGCAGAAACAAGUUCCUGAAGUCAACCUGAUAGACGACGAAGAUGACGACGAUGAUGAUGAUGAUGAACCUAUCUUCGUUGGAGUGCUUUCGAACAACCAGAAGGAAGGUAAAGCGAAGCCGGCCCCUCCUCAGAGGGAGGAGAGCGUCCCUAAACCAGAAAUAAAGCGUCCUGCUCCUCAACCCGCCAUUGGCGCCUCGCCAAUAAUGCUGCCGCUGAGCGUGGCGGGAAACGCCGUGAACGCCGCUGCACCCGCUCUGACCACGGUGACACCACAGCCUGUCAUCGUCAAUAACCAGGGCUUCAUUGUCACUUCUCCACAAUUAGCCAACAGCAGUGAGUUCAUUGCCUCUCUGGGGAGCCAGUAUCCUCCUGGGACUUCAUUUACAAUCGUACCAGGUUUACCUGGUCUGUUCUGUCUUCCAGCUGGUCAGCAGCAGCUUUUUCAGCAGAUUGCUUCAGGUGCCGUCAUCCCUGGCGUGGUCCACCGGCCUCAGGUUCAGCAGAUCAGCAACAACGUGGUGACGCUGACUAACGUACAGAGUCCCGCCGUGUAUUCAGCUCAGUCCCGCCAGCUGCAGCUCAACAGGCCCAACACACAAACCCUCCAGACCUUUUCUCUGCCUGUAAAGGCCAACAUCAAUAACGGAGAUCAAAGUUCGGUGAAACGAGGGUUACCACCACAGCCAAUAGAGAGCGCAGCAAAAAGAGUCAAGCUAGAUUCAGGGUUGACGAAAGUUGUACUCCCAGUGGAGAAUGGGGUCUUAAAGAAGAAGUGCCCAAAGUGUCGAGAAGAAUUCGUCACAACGGAGGCCCUGAAGUUUCAUAUAAUGAUCUGCUGUGCUGGUAUGGAGAGCAUCCCUCCACCGGUCCAGAACACGGCCAACAACAAACGCAUCAUGCUCGUCUCUGAGUUUUACUACGGCUGCUUCGAGGGAGACGGGAAAAUGAGAGAGUCACACAAACCCAACACCACCUUCAAGUGCCAGAGCUGCUUAAAAGUCCUCAAGAACAACAUCAGGUUCAUGAACCACAUGAAGCACCACCUGGAGCUGGAGAAGCAGAACAGUGAGAGUUGGGAAAGCCACACCACCUGUCAGCAUUGUUACCGGCAGUACAUGACCCCGUUCCAGCUGCAGUGUCACAUCGAGAGCGCCCACAGUCCCAUCGAGUCCUCAACCAAUUGUAAGAUUUGUGAGCUGGCGUUUGAAUCAGAGCAAGUUCUCCUGGAACACAUGAAGGACAACCACAAGCCUGGAGAGAUGCCCUACGUCUGCCAGGUCUGCAACUACCGCUCGUCUUUCUUCUCAGACGUGGAGACACAUUUCCGAAGUGUCCAUGAAAACACUAAAGACCUGCUGUGUCCCUUCUGUCUCAAAGUCCUGAGAAGUAGCCACAUGUACAUGCAGCACUACAUGAAACACCAGAAAAAAGGGAUCCAUCGCUGUGGGAAAUGCAGACUGAAUUUUCUCACCUACAAGGAGAAAGUGGAGCACAAGACUCACGUCCACAAGACUUUCAGGAAACCUAAAGCUCUGGAAGGUCUCCCUCCAGGAACAAAGGUGACCAUCCGAGCCUCCCUCUCAGGAAAGACGCCCGCGUUGCCCAGCCCCCCUGAUCGGCAAUUUAUUGUCGGUCAAGGAACACUGAGCUUCAACCAGCAAUCCAACUCCCCGGUAUCCAAGUCCAGGUCCAACAGCUCUGGAGCAGGAAAGACCAAUCAGAACAAGAAGCAGAACGGCCGAGCAGCCAAACACAACCUGGCGCUGAAGGAUCUCAGUGCCGAAGGAGGAAACUUCACCUGCAUCGAGUGUAACUCAGAGGUCGACGACUUCUUCUCUCACUUCCCGAUGGUUUCCAACUGCGGCGCCUGCAAAUAUCGGACAAGUUGCAAAGUCUCCAUCGGGAAUCACAUGAUAAGAUUUCAUAGCACCAUAACCAAAAACAGAUUUUUGAAAAUGGAUCACAAGAAAACUUCAACUGCGUUAAAAUUCACUCUGGUGUGUCUGAACUGUGACCUGCUGGUGGACGCAGCAGGAGGAGACCUGAUGACCAAACAUCUCACUGAUCGACCAAAUCACGUAUGCAAAGUCAUCCAGGAGAAAGAUACCAAAGCCAAAGACCGAGUGGCUCUAAUUCUGGGACAGCCAGCAAAAGUCUUGUACGUGUUGACAUCGACGCCUCAAAGACCAAAGGAAAUGGACCUGAAACCAGUAGAAAGUGUUCCUCUGGCUGCUGUGGACCAGCCACAACCAGAACCAGAACCAGAAGCGUUGUUAGCAGCAGCUGGUCAGGAACAGGCUCCCACAGGAACAAGGGACGGUUUCUCUGAAGGACUCGUGGAGCCGCCGCCCACUUUAUCGUCGUCCUGUCCACCAGACGGGGUUCUAGAUGUGAGUGAGGAGCCGGCGGAGGAGUCAGAGAGCAGAGAGACGCUGCCUCAGCAGGAGAAGGAGCAAGAACCAGCCAAACCUGAAUAAAGAACAAAUGAACUCAACUCUGAGUUAUGUAUUUAGAUAAUAACUGCUUCAUCAGAAGCUCUCCACCUAUUUCUAACAGCAUUCUCCCCUUUCAUUAUCUAUUUUGCAAAAGGCACCAUCAGUGCAUCCUGCAACACGUCUGUGAUUGGGUUAAAGAAUUACAACCAAGCUGGAGCAUUUUUUAUUUUUUUUAAAUUAUCCCUAAAAGAUAAUUAGGAUGCCGUCAGCUCGGUCUUCCUUAU
Molecule: messenger RNA, 2921 nt
Organism: Centropristis striata (black sea bass)
Lineage: Eukaryota; Metazoa; Chordata; Actinopteri; Perciformes; Serranidae
Gene: znf280d
Product: zinc finger protein 280D
Exons: 18
Coding region: 154-2679 (841 amino acids)
Biological process (GO): regulation of DNA-templated transcription
Molecular function (GO): DNA-binding transcription factor activity, RNA polymerase II-specific; RNA polymerase II cis-regulatory region sequence-specific DNA binding
Source: RefSeq, a predicted model, not a curated record